Molecule: messenger RNA, 707 nt
Organism: Phialemonium atrogriseum
Lineage: Eukaryota; Fungi; Ascomycota; Sordariomycetes; Cephalothecales; Cephalothecaceae
Exons: 2
Coding region: 199-618 (139 amino acids)
Source: RefSeq, a predicted model, not a curated record
CUGGAAAGGAUGGAGGAGUGUCGUUGCUACACUAGCAUGUAUAUAUACGAGAGCCCACGGGAGCUCCCACACCUCUCCUCCCUCCCUUUCUCGUUCUGAUCUUCACGGAAUCAACUGCCAAUCAACAAUUCCCCCAAGCCACCCACCGUAACAUCCUUCUCUCCCGUUGCCGUUGCCGGUCUCAAAGAAACAUUCAAAAUGAAGUUCGCCGUCGCCCUCUCUCUGGUCUCCCUUGCCUUUGGCUCCGUGCUUGACAAGCGCGAGUGUGCCGGCAACAACUGCAACCGUGCCGUCACCGGCACCCGUGAUGGCCUCCCGGCCAUGAGCCUGCGGUCCGCCGACUGCGCCAGCUUCCUGCUCACCACCGUCACCCCUGCGGCUGCCACCAUCACCGUCACCGUCUACGACGACGACGCACCCAGCUCCAAGCGCGACCUCAUCGCCGCCCGCCAGGCCACCGUCACCCCCACCGCCAUCCCCCAGUACGCCACGGCCUGCUCGGAGGCUCCCCGCUACGCCUCGGCCUGCUCGUGCUUCGGCGUCACCGGCUCCGUCACCACCGCCCCCACCCCGACCGUCACCGUCACCUCCACCAUCGACUACUGCGACGACCUUUAAGCGGGUUGUCUGUUGGGAGGAGCUGGCUGCGGGACGUGUGUUGGUUGUGAGACGAGGGAAGGGAACGAGAUGUCGGUGGGGUUGGGUUG